Anas platyrhynchos (mallard) is the source of this 1354-nucleotide messenger RNA. NCBI's taxonomy places the organism in Eukaryota, Metazoa, Chordata, Aves, Anseriformes, Anatidae. The record is from RefSeq and is a predicted model, not a curated record.
GGGUCACCCGGCGGGUGCGCUUCCCCCAGCCUCUGGGUUUGGGGUCUGGGGGCUGCGAAGGUGCCGCCGAGCAUCCCCUGCACCCGCCUGCUCCCGAGCUUUUUGGGAGCUGCGGGACGGGGAGGGCUCCGCUGUGGGAACCGCUCUUGAGCAACGUGGAGGAUUUGGCCAGCACGCAAGAAUGAGGAAGAUUCGGUCGUGCAGGAGCCCAGACCCUCGCCUGGAAGGAGCCGGCAGCGCCAGGGCCGAUGCCAUGGAAGGAGCUCAGCCCCCGCUAGCUGCAGAGGAGCUGACAACCCCAGGGCUGAAGAAGGCGCACACCCCCCCUCUGCAUGAGGACGCCAACACGGCCGUCAUCGCAGUUGUCAUCACGCUGGUGUUCAUCACCCUGCUGACGGUCCUGGUGGUGAUCAUCAUCUACCUGUACAGAAACAAAGGCAGCUACCUCACCUACGAGCAGCCGGCGGCCGAGACCGAGGUGUCGGUGCAGAUGGAGGACGCCCCCUCCAAGGAGAAGGAGGAGUAUUUCAUCUGAGCCCCCCCCGGGGCCAGCGCGCACCCCUCUCUUGCACUCAGGUCUGAUGCCAUGUGGCCUAAAACUCUCAGAGUCUGGGAUCUAGAAGCUUUUUUUUUUCUUUUUUUUUUUUCCCCUUAAUUUAUUAAGCAAACCUUUAAGAUAAAGCCAGGCGUGGCAGAGCGCAGCCCGGCUCCGGCUGCUCGCAGCCUGUCCUCCUCCCUUUGGUGCUUUCUAAUACAGCCCAGUGACAAAUGCCUGAAGAAUUGCUCUUGUUUGUUUUUUUCCUUAUCUCCCAAAACAAUUAAGUUAUUCUGCUCUGGGUUGAGGGUUGGGGUAAUCGGCAUGGCUCAUUUCGAGGCUAAGGGGGAGAACGCUUGUAAAGCAGCCCAAUCGAUCACCCAAGUCACGAGGGGCUGCUGGCAGGGGCAGUUCCUCCUUUAAAUCAACCCCCCCCCCAAAAAAAAAUAAAAAAACAACACAAACACAGAAGGAGGAAGUUUGCAAAACAGCAGCAAAGAGGAAACAAGUGAAGAAACCCUAAGGCGUGGGACGGGCAGGAGCCACGGGGGUUUAUUGGAAGUCGAACAGCCAGUCUGCCACUUCAUUCAAAUUUUCAAAAUAGUCUUUAUUCUACUUUUUUUUAGUAUAAAAAAAUCCACAAGUUAAGUGCACCACAGUGUAUACAGAGAGAUACGUAAUGCUGAACUUCCAUAACAGUCAGUUGGAUGGUUAAACACAACAUAUACAGGACACAGAUUUAGAUUAAACUGAAACCUCGAGAUAAAAUAUAUUUGAAUCUGAUAUUUUUCUUCAUAAAACAAAAACAAAAAAAAAAAA